AUGCCGGUCAGGAGGCAAGACACGCAGCGCGCCCUGCGGCUCCUGGAGGACUACCGCGCCAAGCUGAGCCCGCGGGGGGACCGGCAGCUGCGCAGCUCGGUGGAGCGGGUGAUCGGCAUCUUCCGCAGCAGCCUCUUCCAGGCCCUGCUCGACAUCCAGGAGUUCUACGAGGCGGCCCUCCUGGAGAACCCCAAGAGUGCGGACCCUCCUCCGAAGCCCGCUGGAGCUGCCCAGCCCGGGAGCACCUGGGACGUCCCCCGUCCGCCCAGCACCGGCCCGACUUCGGAGACCUCGCCCAGUAGCCGGACUGCCGACACCCAGAAAUUCGGCUCCCAAGAUGAAGACUCUUUUCCCUCGGAGCCCAGCAGCUUCCCUCAGGCUCCCGCUCAGGGCGCAGGGAUGCCGGCUCCGGAGCUGGUGCACGUGUCCCAGAGGAGCCUCUCGCAGCUGGAGAGCGUCCGUGGCUUCGUUGGCCACUCGCACAUUUCGCCAGCCAAGACGCCAGAAGCUGCUGCUGCUCCUCCUCCUCCUCCUCCUGUCUCUCCUCUGCCGGUUCCUGCCGAGGCUUCACUCAUCCCAUCUUCCAUCUCUCAGGCAAAUCCCCCUCCAGUCGUGGUAAACACAGAAACUCCGGAGACACCAACUUACGUCAAUGGCACUGAUGCAGAGUAUGAAUAUGAAGAAAUUAUGCUGGAAAGGGGCAAUUCCGGACUGGGCUUCAGCAUCGCAGGCGGUACUGACAACCCGCACGUGGAGGACGACUCGGGGGUGUUCAUCACAAAGAUUAUCCCAGGAGGGGCGGCUGCCCAAGACGGGAGGCUACGAGUGAAUGACUGCAUUUUGCGUGUGAACGAGGUGGACGUCCGCGAUGUGACCCACGGCAGAGCGGUGGAGGCCUUGAAGGAGGCGGGCUCCGUGGUCCGUCUGUACGUCAAGAGGAGGAGGCAGACCACGGAAAGGGUGGUGGACAUAAAACUGGUGAAGGGGCCCAAAGGUCUCGGGUUCAGCAUCGCCGGGGGUGUCGGCAACCAGCACAUCCCCGGGGACAACAGCAUCUAUGUCACCAAAAUCAUCGAAGGUGGGGCUGCACAUAAGGACGGACGGCUCCAGAUCGGAGACAAGUUGAUGGCUGUGAACAGUGUUUGCUUAGAAGAAGUGACCCACGAAGAAGCAGUGGCUGCUUUAAAGAACACGUCUGAUUUUGUCUACCUGAAACUUGCAAAGCCCACCAGCAUGUUCAUAAAUGAUGCUUACGUACCUCCUGAGAUGACUGGCUCUUACUCUCAGCCUGCGGAGAACCACGUCACCCCGUCAGGCUACCUGGGCCAGCCUUUGCCACCAGCCUCCCCGGAGAGAUACUCACCUGCUCCUAAGGCAGUGCUGGGAGAAGACAAGACCCCCAGGGAGCCACGGAAGCUGGUGCUGCAUCGGGGCUCCACGGGGCUUGGCUUCAACAUCGUGGGGGGAGAGGAUGGGGAGGGGAUUUUCGUCUCCUUCAUCCUUGCCGGUGGGCCUGCAGACCUCAGCGGGGAGCUCAGGAAGGGAGACCGCAUCAUUUCGGUAAAUGGUGUGGACCUCAAAGCCGCAACCCACGAAGAGGCAGCUGCUGCCCUGAAAAACGCCGGUCAGUCGGUCACUAUCGUAGCUCAGUAUCGUCCCGAAGAAUACGGCCGUUUUGAAGCCAAAAUACACGACUUGAGAGAGCAGAUGAUGAGCAGCAGCGUCAGCUCAGGGUCCGGCUCUCUGCGGACGAGCCAGAAGCGGUCCCUCUACGUCAGGGCCCUCUUCGACUACGACAAGACCAAAGACAGCGGUCUCCCCAGCCAAGGGCUGAACUUUUGCUUUGGCAACAUUCUCCACGUCAUUAACGCGUCGGACGAUGAAUGGUGGCAGGCACGGCUGGUGAUGCCAGGCGGGGAGAGUGACCAGGUUGGCGUCAUUCCCAGCAAACGCAGAGUGGAGAAGAAAGAACGCGCACGGUUGAAGACGGUGAAGUUUAAUUCUAAAGCAAGAGGCGACAAAGGGCAGUCAUUCAAUGACAAGCGUAAAAAGAACCUCUUUUCCCGAAAAUUUCCCUUCUACAAGAACAAGGACCCGAGUGAGGCCGAGACCAGUGAUGUUGACCAGCAUGUGACUUCCAACGCCAGCGACAGUGAAAGCAGUUACCGUGGCCAGGAAGAGUACGUCUUGUCUUACGAACCGGUCACACAGCAGGAAGUCAGCUACACGCGUCCUGUGAUUGUCUUGGGUCCCAUGAAAGACCGCAUCAACGACGACCUCAUCUCGGAAUUUCCUGACAAGUUUGGCUCUUGCGUCCCACAUACGACCCGGCCGAAACGAGAUUACGAGGUGGAUGGGCGAGAUUACCACUUUGUGAUGUCGCGAGAACAAAUGGAGAAAGACAUCCAGGAUCACCGAUUCAUUGAAGCCGGCCAGUACAACAACCACCUGUACGGGACGAGCGUCCGGUCCGUGAGGGAGGUGGCCGAGAAGGGCAAGCACUGCAUCCUUGACGUUUCUGGGAACGCCAUCAAGAGGCUCCAGAGUGCCCAGCUGCACCCGGUCUCCAUCUUCGUCAAGCCCAAGUCCGUGGAGAACAUCAUGGAAAUGAAUAAGCGAUUAACGGAUGAGCAAGCUCGAAAAACCUUUGAACGGGCCAUGAAGCUGGAGCAAGAGUUUACAGAACAUUUCACAGCCAUUGUGCAAGGCGACACAUUGGAAGAGAUUUACAAUCAUGUCAAGCAAGUCAUUGAGGAUCACUCCAGCCCCGUCAUUUGGGUGCUGGCCAAGGAGAAGCUCUGAGGGUCCCCCAAUUCCAGGGGUCGGCCUCCUCCACCGCCAGCCUUCCUGCCGGCCGGCACUCCCUCCUCGGGGCUCCCCUGCGACGUACAAGGCCUCUCUUUGCUUUCAGCUGCUGGUCGAGGGCUCUCUUCUCUCAAGAACCGGGAGACUCUUUCCACCCCUGUGGAUCGAAAUGGAGAAUAAUGCGGUUAAAAUUCCUUAAUGUUUAAGGGAAAGUAUCCUUCAGAGACUCUGAGAAAACAAAGCUUUUUAACGAUUUUGUAACAAGAUGAAAGAAAAGUGGUCUUAAUGUAAAUUGUGAGCAGUUUUGCACGUUUGAAUUUGCUAGCAUGGUUUCCUUCAAGAGAUUUGGGUUCAAAUUAUAAUUUCGCAGUUUCUGCCACAAAUAUAUAUUUUUUCUCUUAGUUUAAUAAAAACCUUUUUAAAAAAAUCAAAGCUAAUGUAUUCUUAAAUGGCAUUAUUUGAGAAGGAAAAACUAAUUUUCAUAAUUUCAUAAGAAAAUCUUUAUAGCCUCAUUAUUAUUUUUCUUGUUGCUCUUACAGGGUGAAAUGUCCUCCUGUUUUUAAACUAGAUCCUACAAAACUACUUGGAAUGUCUUCAGAUCAUAAUAGAUAACUGCAUUUUUAAAUUUUAGGUGCUUAAAAACCUUGGACUUCGCUUAAGAAUUAUGGAUUUUGCUUUGAAAAUAUUAUAAAGGCAAUUAUAUGGUUAUAAAUUCUCAAUAUCUAUAAAUAUAAAUAUAUUCUUAGCCAGAUUUUAAUGAAUAUUUUACUCAUAAUAAUUGCUUAUUUUGUUAUAAUGAAACUAUAUAUCUAUAUACACACACACAU
This is a messenger RNA of Protobothrops mucrosquamatus (brown spotted pit viper), 3632 nucleotides long. It is a transcript of the gene DLG1, whose product is annotated as discs large MAGUK scaffold protein 1. Gene Ontology annotation, biological process: neurotransmitter receptor localization to postsynaptic specialization membrane; chemical synaptic transmission. Bases 1 to 2802 code for a protein of 933 amino acids. Gene Ontology annotation, molecular function: kinase binding. Gene Ontology annotation, cellular component: postsynaptic density membrane; neuron projection; neuromuscular junction. Lineage: Eukaryota; Metazoa; Chordata; Lepidosauria; Squamata; Viperidae. The transcript is spliced from 25 exons. The record is from RefSeq and is a predicted model, not a curated record.